Molecule: messenger RNA, 5797 nt
Organism: Ixodes scapularis (black-legged tick)
Lineage: Eukaryota; Metazoa; Arthropoda; Arachnida; Ixodida; Ixodidae
Product: WD repeat, SAM and U-box domain-containing protein 1
Exons: 9
Coding region: 1055-2560 (501 amino acids)
Biological process (GO): protein ubiquitination
Molecular function (GO): protein binding; ubiquitin-protein transferase activity
Source: RefSeq, a predicted model, not a curated record
GAGUCCACAAACAAAAUUUGGGAUUUCGACCGAUCGCCUGAAGUGCUUUUCCCACGGGUCCAAUGCGACCUUUUAGCAGACGAUAAUCUCGAUCGACGCCCGGACUUUCGAUACACCAUAUUUUGCAUCAAACCCCACUAUUAAUUCUAUUAAGUUACUGGAAAUCAUUAUAUUUAGAACAAAUGCAAUAUCAGAAUAUCGUACUCAUUCACACGAUUCAGACGACGGCGCCGGCUUGGCCAGCCGGCGUGUGGCAGACGGCAUACUUCUUACAUUCGUCGUCUGCUGCAGGCAUCUUGAGGACCGGAAGUUGAUGUCGUAAAUAUUUCAUAAACAAGCGAUUACUGGCACACUUCUGUUGAAACAUAUAUGACAUGCAAGCUUUUUAUAUCUGUGAUUUUUAGAAACUUAAAUCCUACUCCUGAUUUUUGAACGGUCGGGUUUUUGUAGCGAAACCUAGCCACAUGUAUUUGUCCAUAACAACGACCCUAGCAACGGCGAACUGAACUUCCGGGAUGUGUUGAGAGGGCGCUGCGUUCGAAAAACAAAAAUGGCGCCGCCCUGGGAGCGCUAAAUGGCUGUGAUUGCCGCGGAACUCCGUCGAGUGGCUGUGUUGUCGAUGCCUGAAGUUAGUUGAAGUUUUGGAACCUGCGAUCAGCUGUCAGAGGUUGAUCUGUAUUUUGGUGGCGCGCCGCUUUGAAAUGAAGGACAGACAAUUUCUCGGUUAUCGGACGUUCGUAGAGCGUUCUGCGCUGAGGUCCACUCUCGUUCGGGAUCGUCGGUUAACUUGCACAGACCCUAGUGGACCCUGCAAAUGAUCGAAAGCUGUGGCUCCGCGCGAGUCACCCCGGGCGCUAUCAAUAACGGCGCGCUGUUUGCGGUCGGUGGCAUCACACUCAUCCUCACUCGUUGCCAGAGACAACAGCCGUCAACAGACAGGCUUCUCCAACGGAGGGGGGCAUAAUUGGAAUCGAAGUAUCGACAGUCGAGACCCAGCGGGCGCGGACGCAGCUUGGCAAUUUUUGCGACGUCGAAAGCCCUAGCGACAACCACGAUGCUCAAGGAGUGGAGGCUGAGGCAGACCCUGGAGCUGCACACGGGCGACGUGAACGGGUGCGACUUUUCGGGCACCACGCUGGCGACCUGCUCCAACGACAAGACUGUCCGCAUCUGGAAUCUGGACGAGAGCGGUCGCUUCGUUGAGUCCGCCGUGUCUCCCCUCACGGGCCACAAGUACGGGGUGAACGCCGUCCAGUUCUCGCUGCUCGGGACCAUCCUGGCAUCGUGCUCUAUUGACGGCACCGUGAUGCUCUGGAACGCCCAGACGGGGGAGAUGAUGGCACAGCUGCAGCACCCAAGCGCGGCUGCGAUCCGGUCGUGCAGCUUCUCGCCCUCGGGGGCCCUCCUGGCGACGGGCAGCGACGACGAGACCGUCAUCAUCUGGGACAUCAGCACCCGCUCUCUCAUCAGGUCCCUGGAGGGCCACGAGGCCAUGGUGUCUGCGUGCGCCUUCUCCCCGGACAGCCUGUUCCUGGCCUCGGGGGCAACGGGGGGCGACCUCAAGCUGUGGGACGCCCGCUACGGCCAUGGCCGCUGCCUGCUCACCCGGCCGGAGGCCCACGACCUGGGGGUCACGGGCUGCCACUUCAGCCCGCAGUUUGAGGCCAGCCUGGCGCAGGGCACGCUGCACAGCACCUACAUCCUGGCGUCGUGCGGCAACGACGACAAGGUUCGCGUCUGGCGCGUCCAGAUGGGCCAGCGCUGCGCCCUGACGCCCCACUACGUGCUCGAGGGCCACACGGCCAGCGUCAUGUGCUGCCGCUUCUCCCACGACGGGAACCUGCUUGCCUCCUCGGGUGGUGACAAGACCAUCAUCUUGUGGGAUGCGGGCUCUGGGGAGCUGGUGCAGCGGCUGGAGAAGCACAGCCGCUACGUGCCCUGCUGCGCCUUCUCCUCGGAGGGGGACCUGCUGGCCACGGGCUCCAACGACCGGGCCGUGGCCGUCUGGGGCCUCGGGGAACCCCAGGACCACCAUGGGGACGGCGCCUGCACCGGGAGGCCUGCGACUGCCGCCGGCAAGGUGCCAGCAGUGCCCCGUGUGGCCACGGUCGGCAAGUGGUCCGUGUCCGAAGUGUGCGAGUGGCUGGAGAAGACUGGGCUCGGAAAACACCGGCAGGUGUUCGAGGAGCAGUGCAUCAACGGUCAGGAGCUCCUGCACCUCACUCACGACAGCCUGAGCGCCGCACUCAAGAUCGAGGCCCUGGGCCAGCGCAACAAGCUGCUGCGGGAGAUCCAGAGCCUGAAGAACCCGCUGUGGCGGCACUGCAGCAUGCCUGAGGAGGACGGCAGCCUCCCUGAGGAGUUCUACUGCCCCAUCACCCAGGAGCUCAUGCGGGACCCCGUCGUGGCCCCAGAUGGCUACAGCUACGAGCGGGCGGCCAUCACCCGCUGGCUGGAGAGCGGCAAGGACACCAGCCCCAUGACGAACGAGACGCUGGAGCACACGGUGAUCAUCCCCAACCGGACCCUGCACCUGCUCAUCCAGAAGUACCUGGCCUGAGACCCGUCCGGUCCAGGGGCGGCCAUCUGGCUUUCCCACCACUGGGAGGAGCCACCGAAUGAGCUACGCUUUGGGUUACGGACACUUUGGCCGUCUCGGUGCUUGAGGUCGUCGUUGCCAGUUGUACAAAGGUUUAUCCAAGAUCGCAGGAAUCUUUUUUCCGUCCUUCAGAAAUGUUACCCUGGUCUGCGACGGAGCGAAACGACGUCGCCCGGACCUCCCGACACCGUGUUUAAAGCUCCACACCAAGCACCAAAAUGGUGGCGCCCGUAAGAAAGUCGGAAAAUGGUGUGCCGGUGCUCUAAGCGUAGCUCAUCCAGUGUCUACAUGCACCGUCAUCUCCUUGACAAGACCCCUCCUUGCAUUGUGUGACGUUUGGCGAGUGUACAGUGUUGUUUCUAGCUCCUCUUUGUGAGCAUUUUGCCGGUGUGUGCUCCUGCUUUGGGCAUUUUGUUUAGCUUUGCCUUCUCGAGGCGUCUCUUAGUGGACGAGUCAACGGUUCCUUCCGUUGCAUGUGGAAAACUCAAGAGUUAUAUUUUUUAGGUGGACUAUAAUAUGCAUUCUAAACGUGCGUAAAGGAUGACUUUUUGCGAAAGCUGCAUUUAACGGUCACUUAAUGAAGUUCUAUAUGCGCUAAAAAUUUUUUUAUUUUUGCCAGUUUGCGCAUAUUGUACCGUAAUAUUUCAAGAGAUGCGUCACCCUCGGAAUUUAGCCCCACCCCAGUUCUAGGCAUGAUUUUCUUUUCUGUUCGUGCCAAAACCAGCGAAAGAUAGUCCAUUCCUAGAAACUAUGCUGCUCAGGGGACUCGGGCAUUAAUGGAGCAUCUCCUUUAAAGGGACGCUACGGAGCUUCUUGAAAAAAAUGAGUUGGAAGUUAAUUCCACUGUAUUUUUACUCCGUUAACCCGAAUACCUAAACCAUUUGCUGCGCAAGUAUUGUUAGACGCGAGAAAACGCAAAAGACAGUUGCUGUUUGUGACGUCAUUGACGGAUCUUUUGGCUGCCCAGGGCUAGGGAGGCGGGGCUUCAGCCCUAUCUUGAAAUUGCUCUUAUGGCCCUCCGGCGCAUUGCAUUGAAACAUGAUCGUGAUAUCUGUUAUUCUAACGGCCAAGUGAACACAAUUCAAGUGUUUUUUCUCAAAUGCAGAACCGCCCCAUCUUUCCUUUAGCCACUGUUAUCGAGCUGUAUUUGCCGAGCUUGUCGAAGCCUUCGUUGGGGCCAUUUAGAACCGACCAAAGUUACUUCGAUGCUAGGUCUGUCGGCAGAAAGCACUCUUGUCUAAGGAACAUGCAAAGAAGAGCCAUUUCCAAACGGCAGCAUGGCAGCUAGAACGGAACAAAAACGUCCAACCGUGACUUCAGUGCUGCUUCUCUAUUGCUAGGAUGUUGGAUGUGAUAUUGAGGCCUCAAAGCUACAAUGGGAAAGAAAAAUGGUGGCGGCUCAAUCGACGGCGGCAGUCUUGUGGGCAAAUGGUACAAACUAUGUCAAAAAAAUUUCUGGUUUGGACAAUGUUUAAAUUUUCAGUCCUUGUUAUUAACCCCCUGGGCAGAGGAUAUACAGUCGACUCUCGUUAAUCCAAAAUCUCUUAAUUCAAACUUUCGGAUAAUUCAAACUAACGUGCAGGUCCCAUCCUAUGCGUCUCUGUGGGAAGAAACUCCUGAUAAUUUAAACUUUGCUUUAUUCAAACAAAUUUUCGGCCCCCCUCGAGUUUGAAUUAAUGAGAGUUGACUGUAAUCCCACGAAGACGUCCGAAAAAUGGGUUGGCGACUAUAAAGCAAUUUUUGCAUUAUGAUAGCAUCUAUGACAAGUUGGGUAAGUAAACUGCAAAGAAACCGACUUUCACAUUCCUUAGAAGACUGCACAUUCCCGGCUUGGCUACAAUAUUAUUUUUAACUUUUUCGUUCUCGCUUCGAAAGUUAACCCGCCCUUUAUUUACCCACAAUUUGCUCUGGAAUAUAAGUAAGCAUUCUCUCGAGCUAUUACAGUAGUCUGAACAAAAUGGUGCCCCUGGCAGGCAGCAUUUUGUUUACAUCGGUCUAGAUUUGUGCAAUAAAGGUUUAAAAGGUCCUAUUCUUAAAGCUUUGAGCGUAUAAAGCAUGGCUGGUCAAGCUGUAGCCCUACUUGCUGUACCUUGUAGCCCCCAUACAGGUAUGAAGCCCUUCAGCUUUCGCAGCCACCAUUGCAACCUCCAAUUAGUCAGCAGACUACAACCACACUUAUUGUUGGAGUUCAUUUGCCCACAUACAGUUGAACCUCGAUUUAACAAAGUCACCGGGACCCGCUAAUUACUUUGUUAAAUCGGGAACUUCGUAAAAUCGAGGAAGGAAGACCUCGCUCAUAGGCUGCGCAGGGAAUCCGCAUUUGUUUGUUAAAUCGGGAAAUUUGUGAAAUCGGGUUUCGUUAAAUCGAUCUAAUCUUCCGAGAAUUGCCAGCUAUUGAAAAAAUAUGAACUAAAGCCAGAGUGCAGGCAAGCUCGUAAGUCUUGGAGUGAGGGUUCAUAUAUUCGGAGAAAAUAUUUUUUGAGGUUCCAGAAAGCAAACGGUUGCUAUCUGUAGGAGAAAGGGUCUUUGUAGCAGAGGUCAUUACUACAUCAUUAUAUUGUAUUGGGGUUCUGGACAGUCCUUCGAGGAAAAAUUAAAUGGUUUUGGGUUCUGUUAGCCUAUAGGUGUUGAUGCACAAGCUUUCUUUUCACUGUGCAAUUUAAAAAAAGGACCGGCUAGUCUUUUUCUCCUUUGAAAAGCUUGGCAACCUGACCAUGGCGUGAGGCUGUUGAACUGUGGCUGCAAAGCACCGCAACUGAGCGCAGCUCUAGAUUAGAUAUCUGCACUGCACCAUCCUCGGACUUGCACUCAAUUAAAUCGACUAUUGAUGGACGUUCAGCAGCAUCAUUCCCAUGCCUUUGGAGUGCCCCUUCAGGCAUCUGUAUUUGUCCAAUGGUUACGAGAAAUUUUUAUGUGGCCGGGAGCUUGCCUGGAAAUACAUAUGGAUGCAAAAUAUUGCAAGAAGUCUGGUAUACGUAAACGAAUCUGUGUUCAAAAGUAUGGAGGCAUUUCUAGUCAGUGUAUUUUUUGGUUUUUUCAUGUUUUUUGUUUAAAGGAAGUUUUUGGAGUAAAGGAAGUUUUUGGAGAAAAAGGGUGAAAGAUCACAAGCCUGUAAGGUGAGCUCCUUCCUGGCUCCUAGGACUGGGCUCAUAUGUCAAAGUACUACCAUGUUCUAAUAAAAUGAUCUCACUACAGCCA